ACAAGCAUUUCCCAAAUUAGAUCGAAAGGGAUUUGACAGCUGCAAAAUGAAUUUAUAAUAAAUAUUGGAAAUUGAAAUCGCAUGUUUGGUAGGAGUAGGAGGUUUUUAAUUAAACCAACUGUAUAAAUUUAAAACUAGUAGCUCUGAAAUCUCAGAGACAUGGCUACUAGUACUUAUUUAUUCUUCACUUUGAUCAUUGCCAGUUCUUUGUGCUCAUUCGGAGUUUCAAUGGUGGAAGCUCAGAAAAUUACUCUCUCAGUUUACUUUGAAACACUAUGUCCCCAUUGUGCCACUCUCAUCGCCAAAAAUCUUGCUCGAAUUUCCAACAACGGUCUCAUCACCAUUCUCAAUCUCAGGCUGGUUCCAUGGGGAAAUGCUUCUACAGCCACCUUUUGUCAGCGUGGACCAUAUGCGUGCAAUCUAAAUUCUCUGGAAGCUUACGCGAUCUAUGUUUUGCAUGAUGUGGAUUAUGUCUCUCAACGUUUUUCGCCUUAAUACAGGACUAUGAAAAUUUCGCUACCUACGUUUGCAAGGCUUACAAAGGUGCUUUGUGCCGAUGGCUUGCCAAUCUGUGCAUUUGAAGCAAAAGGCACAGUAGAGUACUCUAUCGCCGCAGAAAUCAAUUUCUCAGCUUGCUUAGUUACCUGAUUUCUAUUGAGCUCAUAAGUCAAAUAUUACAUUAGCAUUUAGAAGUUCUAAAGGAUAAAUAAAUUCUCAAACCGACUGCUUUGUGCUGCAAUGGAAGGUCAAGUGCAUGCCAAUCUAUCUGCCUUACCAUAUCUUAGACAGAAAAAAAAGCCCAAUUACUUUGAGACAAAGGUAACCAAUCAGAUUAUAA
Messenger RNA from Pyrus x bretschneideri (Chinese white pear), 838 nucleotides. RefSeq names its product gamma-interferon-responsive lysosomal thiol protein. NCBI's taxonomy places the organism in Eukaryota, Viridiplantae, Streptophyta, Magnoliopsida, Rosales, Rosaceae. The coding region runs from base 160 to 495 and encodes 111 amino acids. The record is from RefSeq and is a predicted model, not a curated record. The transcript is spliced from 3 exons. Gene Ontology annotation, molecular function: oxidoreductase activity, acting on a sulfur group of donors, disulfide as acceptor.